Messenger RNA from Aspergillus tanneri, 1167 nucleotides. RefSeq names its product polysaccharide lyase family 1 protein (gene PELF1). The transcript has 4 exons. Gene Ontology annotation, molecular function: pectate lyase activity. The record is from RefSeq and is a predicted model, not a curated record. NCBI's taxonomy places the organism in Eukaryota, Fungi, Ascomycota, Eurotiomycetes, Eurotiales, Aspergillaceae. The coding region runs from base 1 to 1167 and encodes 388 amino acids.
AUGAAGACCGCACUCUGGCCGAGUUUGUUGGCCCUUUCGGUCUCAGCAUAUGCUCAGGUCAAGGGGACGCCGUAUGGGUUUGCAGCGGGAACUACUGGAGGUGGUGACACGAAGGCUGCCCCUCCGUCGAGUCUUCAAGAACUCACUAAGUGGAUCACUGACGACAUUCCCCGGACCGUCCUGAUCGAUCGUACUUGGGACUUCACUGGGACUGAAGGUACCACCAAUGGUAAAUGCUGCAGCAAAGAUACAACUACAUGCAAGGGAGGCACGUCUAAGGGCCAGGGAUGGAUCGUCGAUGAGUGCAACGACGGAACUUGGUAUGAUUGUACAUAUGACAAUGCAGCGCGCACGCCGUUGAACGUGGGUUCCAACAAGAGUAUUGUCGGCGUGGGCAACGAUGGUGUACUGAAGGGCAAGGGAUUGCGUAUCUCAGGUGGAAAUAAGAAUGUGAUUAUCCAGAAUGUCCAUAUCACGAAUUUGAACCCUCAGUAUGUCUGGGGAGGAGAUGCACUCACCCUUGACGACGCCGAGCAGGUGUGGAUUGACCACAACAAGUUCUCCCUGACGGGCCGUCAACACAUUGUCAGCGGCUGGGGUAAAGCCGGUCACGUCACCAUCUCCAACAACGAAUUCGACGGACGCACCGAAUGGUCAGCGGGAUGCAAUGGCAAACACUACUGGACUAUGCUGUUCAUCGGCAAGGAAGACUACUACACGUUCUCUGGAAACUGGGUGCACGACGUGUCAGGCCGCGCACCACAUAUGGGCACUGAAAAAGCUGGCUCGCGUAUCUUCUUCCACGGCGUCAAUAACUAUUUCCAUAAUAUUGGUGGACACUCGUUCGACACUGAUACCAAUACCUGGGUGUUGCUGGAGGGUAACUACUUUGACAGUGUGGAUACUCCGUUGACUGAGUCCUCGUUGAAGAGCGGCUCGUUGAUCUACAAUGUGCCGACGGCGGACUCGGGGAGUGCCUGCUCAGGGUCUCUGGGAUAUAUAUGUGAAUGGAACCAGUUGGUUAAGUCCGGUACCUGGACGAAGAAGGUCGAUACGGCGGUUUUGACCGAGGCAGCGAAAUUCAAGGGCUCGUUGGUGGGCCAUAAGGAAGUUAUUGAUGUUCCAGCGAGCGUGAAGGUGAAUGCAGGUGUUGGGAAGUUAUACUGA